GAUCAGAACAAGAGAGAGAUUAAAAAAAAAAAUGGAGAAGCAAAUAUUUUGUCAAUUCUUAGUCGUAAUGAUGUUAUUGUCAUCAUCUCAAAUUCAGGGAGAUUUGAGGAAAGGAUGUUAUGAUUUAGGGAUCACAGUUUUGAUGGGUUGUCCAGAUUCUAUUGACAAGAAGCUUCCAGCUCCUCCGACACCAUCCGAAGGUUGUUGCACUCUUGUCCGAACCAUCGGAAUGAAAUGUGUAUGUGAAAUCGUCAACAAGAAAAUCGAAGACACCAUUGAUAUGCAAAAGCUCGUCAAUGUCGCCGCAGCUUGUGGUCGUCCCCUUGCUCCUGGUUCACAAUGCGGAAGUUACCGAGUUCCUGGUGCAUGAUGGGAUCAAUGCGAAUAUGCAAUAACUUAGAUGUCAAUUUCUUUGUUCACAAAAUAAGAGCAUAUAGAUGCAAGAGUAAUAUGAUAACCGUCCUAUUUUCUACAUGAUUGUUGGCGUUGCUUAGUCAAUUAGUCAUUUUUUUUUUGACCGGCAAAUCAAUUAUAUUAAUAUCAUAUUCAAAGUUA
This is a messenger RNA of Arabidopsis thaliana (thale cress), 555 nucleotides long. Its product is annotated as Bifunctional inhibitor/lipid-transfer protein/seed storage 2S albumin superfamily protein. The transcript is spliced from 2 exons. The record is from RefSeq and is marked reviewed. NCBI's taxonomy places the organism in Eukaryota, Viridiplantae, Streptophyta, Magnoliopsida, Brassicales, Brassicaceae. Bases 32 to 370 code for a protein of 112 amino acids.